AUGACGAGACAUGCUAGAAAUUGCACAGCAGGUGCAGUAUAUACAUAUCACGAAAAAAAGAAAGAUGCUGCAGCUUCGGGAUAUGGUACGCAGAGUGAACGAGUUGGAAAGGAUUCGGUAAAGAGCUUUGAUUGCUGUAGUCUUACAUUGCAGCCUUGUAGAAAUCCAGUCAUUACAAAAGACGGAUUUUUAUUUGACAAAGAAGCUAUCCUGGAAUAUAUAAUAACAAAGAAAACUGAAUACACACGCAAGUUAAAGAACUAUGAGAAGCAAUUAAAAAAGGAAGAUGAAGAAAAAAAGGAACUAGCAGAAGCCGAAAGAGAAACAAAUUUAAUAAAAUUUAUGAAUAGAGAAAAGAACAUUACAAACGGAGCAAAAUCUGAUGCAUCUCAUCAAUCAAGCUCUAUUUCAAACCUUGCUAAUGGUAAACAUAAACAGUUGCCUAGUUUUUGGAUACCCUCACAAUUACCAGAUGCUAAAAUUUCUAAAUUACAAAAACCAGAUCCUACAGUGUAUUGUCCUCUAAGUAGUAAACCUUUAAAAAUGAAGGAUCUUAUUGAAGUUAAGUGGACCUUAGUAAAGGAUCCAGACGACAAAAAAUCUUUGAUAGCAAAAGAGAAUAGGUAUAUGUGUCCAAUCACUCAUGAUAUACUCAGUAAUGCUGUGCCAUGUGCUGUAAUCAGAACUACAGGUCAUGUUGUUACCAUGGAGUGUGUUGAGAAAAUUAUAAAGAAAGAUUGGCUUCACCCACUCACAGGUGAUAAAUUGAAGGAAAAAGAUAUUAUUCUACUGCAAAGAGGAGGUACAGGCUAUGCACUCACCAAUGAUAAUCUUGAGGCAAAGAAUGCAAGGCCUGUAUUACAGGCUUAA
Pieris macdunnoughi is the source of this 870-nucleotide messenger RNA. Lineage: Eukaryota; Metazoa; Arthropoda; Insecta; Lepidoptera; Pieridae. The record is from the annotation of a GenBank genome assembly.